Aureococcus anophagefferens is the source of this 564-nucleotide messenger RNA. RefSeq lists its product as hypothetical. NCBI's taxonomy places the organism in Eukaryota, Pelagophyceae, Pelagomonadales, Pelagomonadaceae. The coding region runs from base 1 to 564 and encodes 187 amino acids. Gene Ontology annotation, molecular function: RNA binding. The transcript has a single exon. The record is from RefSeq and is a predicted model, not a curated record.
AUGGCCGACGAGGAGGAGCAGGUCGACUACGACGACGCCGGCGCCGACGACGCCGAGGCCGGCGGCGACGAGGGCGGCGACGGCGCCGUGGACCCCGAGCUCGAGGAGAUGAAGCGGCGCGUCCAGGAGAUGGAGGACGAGGCGGCGAAGCUCAAGGCCAUGCAGCAGGAGCUCCAGGUCGAGACGGGCGCCGAGGCGAAGAAGGAGAACGACACCGACGAGCGGUCCAUCUACGUCGGGCAGGUCGACUACGACGCGACGCCCGAGGAGCUCCAGGCGCACUUCGCGGCCUGCGGCACGAUCAACCGCGUGACCAUCCUCUGCGACAAGUUCACGGGCCGGUCCAAGGGCUACGCCUACGUCGAGUUCGAGGAGCCCGCGUCCGUGCCGACGGCCGUGCUCCUCGACAACUCGAUCUUCAAAGGCCGCCAGCUCAAGGUCGUCGCGAAGCGCACGAACGUGCCCGGCCAGGGCCGCGGCCGAGGGCGCGGCCGCGGCCGCGGCCGGGGCCGCGGCAAGGGCCGCAAGGGCAAGGGCUACUACAAGGGCUACCGCCCCUACUAG